AUGAAACGCCAAGCUGGCCAGACGGCUUGGCGAGUUUUCCUGUCACAUGGCAACGUGGGUUUGGCUGUAUGGCUGCCCAGAUACAGGGUUGUGUUGAAUUUAAAGUGUCCUCCUGAAACCUCGGUCUUCACGGGCGAGGCAACAGCUAUCUUAGAAGCUCUUCUCUACACUGAGUCCCACAAAUUAAAUAAAACUAUCAUUUUAUCAGAUUCGGCCAGCUGUUUACAAGCUAUCAUCGCUUAUCCAUUUAAAUCUAAAUCAAAAUUCCCAAUAAUUCUCAAAAUUAGAGAAACUCUUCAUCGCUGUGUGACUCAGGGUAUUGAGGUAGCUAUUGCCUGGAUUCCCGGACACAGUGGCAUCAUUGGUAAUGUGUGUGCAGAUUCCUUCGCUAAGGAAGCCGUUAGCUUGGGCCUGGAUACUCAUUACCAAAACUUCGCUCAUGACCUUGCCUCGCUCGCAGGUCCGAGGCUAGAUAGAUCCUGGAAAGUGUCCUGGGACACUUCCAGGAAUCUCAAAGGCUCCGUCUGGGUCAUGCGUGCACCCCUGUGCACCUGGCUAGGAUUCGGGUAUUAACCCUGUAAAUAUAUCUAAAUUACCGUAAAGACAGCUAUAAUAUACAUGUGUGUUCCUUAUUACUAUUGAAUUUGGCGGAAUUUGCUGUGUCAGUCACACACGGCAUAGUGCCACAACCAAAGAUUGAUUGAUU
This is a messenger RNA of Plutella xylostella (diamondback moth), 706 nucleotides long. The record is from RefSeq and is a predicted model, not a curated record. NCBI's taxonomy places the organism in Eukaryota, Metazoa, Arthropoda, Insecta, Lepidoptera, Plutellidae.